This is a messenger RNA of Arabidopsis arenosa, 3087 nucleotides long. The record is from the annotation of a GenBank genome assembly. NCBI's taxonomy places the organism in Eukaryota, Viridiplantae, Streptophyta, Magnoliopsida, Brassicales, Brassicaceae.
AGCCCUAAGCCCUCUCCAUCAUCUCCGACGUCAGAUUCUUCAUGACCCUUCCCAUACUCUUUUGAUCCAUCAAUCAUGUAUUUAGCCAGAGCUGCUUCUUCUUCUUCCUCUCGCUCUCUUCUCUUCUCCUUCCGAUCUUCCCUCAGAUCUCCUCCUGUCUCUUCUCAUCUUCUUCGCCGCUCUUUCGUCACCUCCUUACCUCGUUUGAGCCACUCGAAACCUUUUCCACUUCGCAUCGGUUCUCAGAUCAGAGCCGUUUCUCCUGUCUUAGACCGUCUCCAGAGAACUUUCUCUUCCAUGGCUUCAGAGCAUCCGUUCAAAGGGAUCUUCACUACUCUUCCUAAGCCUGGUGGUGGCGAAUUCGGAAAAUUCUACAGCUUACCUGCUCUCAAUGAUCCUCGCAUUGAUAAGCUUCCUUACUCUAUUAGAAUUCUUCUUGAAUCUGCGAUUCGUAACUGUGAUAACUUCCAAGUUACUAAGGAAGAUGUUGAGAAGAUUAUUGAUUGGGAAAACACUGCUCCUAAACUAGUCGAGAUUCCUUUUAAACCUGCUCGUGUUCUUCUGCAGGACUUUACUGGGGUACCAGCUGUUGUUGAUCUUGCUUGUAUGCGUGAUGCUAUGAAUAAACUGGGGAGUGAUUCCAACAAGAUUAAUCCGUUGGUUCCGGUGGAUCUUGUAAUUGAUCACUCAGUUCAAGUUGAUGUUGCAAGAUCUGAGAAUGCAGUUCAAGCCAACAUGGAGCUUGAAUUCCAGAGGAAUAAGGAGAGGUUCGCUUUCCUUAAGUGGGGUUCUACUGCUUUUCAAAACAUGCUUGUUGUGCCCCCUGGUUCUGGUAUUGUGCAUCAGGUUAAUUUGGAAUAUCUGGGAAGAGUUGUGUUCAAUACCAAAGGUCUUCUCUACCCAGACAGUGUGGUUGGAACUGACUCACAUACAACUAUGAUUGAUGGUCUGGGAGUUGCUGGAUGGGGAGUUGGAGGCAUUGAAGCUGAGGCGACAAUGCUUGGCCAGCCCAUGAGUAUGGUAUUGCCUGGUGUUGUUGGAUUCAGUCUGUCGGGAAAAUUACGUAAUGGUGUUACUGCUACUGAUUUGGUUUUAACUGUGACCCAAAUACUGAGGAAACAUGGUGUUGUUGGCAAGUUUGUUGAGUUUUAUGGUGAUGGUAUGAGUGAACUGUCCCUGGCUGACAGGGCCACAAUUGCCAAUAUGUCUCCCGAGUAUGGUGCAACCAUGGGGUUCUUUCCUGUCGAUCAUGUUACUCUACAGUAUCUUAAAUUGACUGGAAGAAGCGAUGAGACGGUUGCCAUGAUUGAAGCAUAUCUUCGGGCAAAUAACAUGUUUGUUGACUACAGUGAGCCUCAGCAAGAGCGUGUUUACUCAUCUUAUCUGGAAUUAAAUCUGGAUAGUGUUGAACCUUGCAUUUCCGGACCUAAGAGGCCACAUGAUCGUGUUCCUCUAAAAGAAAUGAAAGCUGACUGGCACUCAUGUUUAGACAGUAAAGUUGGGUUCAAGGGUUUCGCUAUACCUAAGGAGGCGCAAGAGAAGGUAGUUAAGUUUUCUUUCAAUGGACAACCUGCUGAGCUUAAACAUGGCAGUGUGGUGAUUGCUGCGAUCACAAGUUGCACUAAUACAUCAAACCCCAGUGUCAUGCUUGGUGCUGCUCUUGUUGCCAAAAAGGCCUGUGACCUUGGCCUACAGGUAAAGCCUUGGACAAAAACAAGUCUUGCACCAGGUUCAGGAGUUGUUACAAAAUACUUACUAAAGAGCGGCCUGCAAAAAUAUCUGAACCAGCAGGGUUUCAAUAUUGUUGGUUAUGGCUGCACUACAUGCAUUGGCAACUCUGGAGAGAUCGAUGAAUCAGUGGGAGCUGCCAUUACAGAAAAUGACAUCGUGGCAGCUGCUGUGCUUUCUGGGAACAGAAACUUUGAGGGCCGUGUUCAUCCAUUAACAAGAGCCAACUACCUUGCAUCUCCACCUUUGGUGGUUGCCUAUGCUCUUGCUGGAACGGUUAACAUUGACUUUGAGACAGAGCCCAUUGGCAAGGACAAGAAUGGUAAGGAUGUCUUCCUCAGGGAUAUCUGGCCCACCACAGAAGAAAUUGCUCAGGUUGUUCAGUCCAGUGUGUUACCUGACAUGUUCCGAGCUACUUAUGAAUCCAUCACCAAGGGAAACCCGAUGUGGAAUCAGCUGUCUGUUCCUGAAAACACUCUGUACUCAUGGGAUCCUAAGUCAACUUACGUACACGAGCCUCCAUACUUCAAGGACAUGACCAUGGAUCCUCCUGGGCCGAGCAGUGUGAAGGAUGCGUACUGUUUACUGAACUUAGGCGACAGUAUCACCACAGACCACAUAUCUCCAGCUGGAAGCAUCCACAAGGACAGUCCCGCUGCAAAGUAUCUCCUCGAACGGGGGGUUGACCGCAAAGAUUUCAACUCAUAUGGAAGUCGACGUGGAAACGAUGAAGUUAUGGCUAGGGGAACAUUUGCAAAUAUCAGACUUGUUAACAAGCUGUUGAAUGGAGAAGUUGGCCCUAAGACGGUUCACAUUCCUACUGGAGAGAAGCUAUCUGUCUUCGAUGCAGCCAUGAGAUACAAAGCAGCUGGUGAGGCCACCAUUAUUCUGGCUGGAGCUGAGUAUGGUAGUGGUAGCUCCCGUGAUUGGGCUGCCAAGGGACCCAUGUUACAGGGCGUUAAAGCAGUGAUCUCAAAGAGUUUUGAAAGGAUUCACCGGAGUAACUUGGUGGGAAUGGGAAUCAUCCCACUGUGUUUUAAGUCUGGUGAGGAUGCAGACACCCUUGGAUUGACAGGUAAGGAGCGUUACACCAUCCAUCUCCCAACCGAUAUCUCGGAGAUAAGACCUGGGCAAGAUGUUACUGUCACUACAGACACUGGAAAAUCUUUCACCUGCACAGUCCGCUUUGACACUGAGGUGGAACUGGCUUACUUCAACCACGGAGGCAUACUUCCAUAUGUGAUCAGAAACUUGAGCAAGCAAUGAAGAUUCAGGUGGUGAUAGUCCUUUGUAAUUCCUUCCACAGCAGCACCGACAUUUGUGCGGUUGCGAAUAGAGAAAUAAGAUUGUCCUUUCUUU